UUGCCAUAGUAACAACAGAGAACCUUGGAAUCGAAUAAAAGCAGCUAUGUCUGUCUAGGGUUGUGUCGAAUCGCUCUUCUUUCGAAGCGCAAACAUGGAAGAAUCAUCUCGAAAACAGCCAUGACUGUGGCUAAUAACAACAAAAAAGAAAUGACUGGCUACACCGUCAAUGAAAAUGGUGAAGAACCGAAUAAAAGUAGCUCACAGCAACGACUUAGUUCGUACGAAAGGCUGACUCGGGAUCUUGCUUCCAACGAGAAAUAUCGACAAGAGGUUGCCCUUGGAAAACGGAUUGGGUUCUACAGAAUCAGAGGCGAACUUGGCACUGGAAAUUUUUGUCAAGUGAAGAUGGGAAUACAUGCUUUAACGCGAGAAAAGGUUGCCGUAAAAAUUCUGGAUAAAACAAAACUAGAUCAAAAGACUCAAAGAUUACUCUCACGAGAAAUAUCCGUCAUGGAAAAGCUUCAUCACCCGAAUAUCAUUCGCAUCUAUGAAGUCAUAGAAACUCUCCCAAAACUUCACAUCGUAAUGGAGUAUGCUGGUGGCGGCGAGCUCUUCGCCAAGAUUUCCAAUGAAGGGAAAUUGCCGGAAAAGGUUGCGAAGAAAAUCUUUUGUCAGAUUCAAUCGGCAGUAGAACAUAUGCAUAAUAACAACAUAAUCCAUCGGGAUCUUAAGGCGGAAAAUGUCUUUAUUGCUGGCCCUAAUCUUGUUAAAGUUGGAGAUUUCGGAUUUAGUACGACCUCAGCGAAAGACAACCCUUUGAAUACGUUUUGUGGUUCCCCGCCUUACGCUGCUCCAGAACUCUUUAAAGACGAGAACUAUGUUGGUAUAUACGUAGAUAUUUGGGCUUUGGGGAUUAUGCUGUAUUUCAUGGUUACUGGAGUUAUGCCUUUCCGGGCCGAAACUGUAGGAAAGCUCAAAAAAUGUAUAUUAGACGGGACUUAUUAUCUUCCUGAUUUUCUCUCUGAACCUUGUCGCGAACUUAUACUCAAUUUAUUACGUCCUGUUCCAACGGAUCGUUAUUCUAUGGAAGAAACUCGCCGGUGCAAAUGGUUGGAAAGUGAAAUCUUUCCAGAAGCUGAUAGUAAAUACACUCUCGUACCUCCAACUGACCUACAGUCAUCUAAUGAAGACGAAAUCGAGGCACUGCGAAUCUUACAAGAACUAGGGAUUUCAUCUGAUAUCAUUGGUAAAAGUCAGGACAGACGAGAAAGUAUUACGGGAACCUACAGAAUUGUUCUUCAUCGUGUUCAAAAACGAAGAUCAGAACUAAUGCGAAAGUCUUCGACUAUGACUUCAUUAAGCCAUUACAAUAAUCGUCCACCAGAUCUGAGAAAUAGACUUGCAGAAGAGCAGGAAAAGCCUCAAACCAAGUCCAAAUUUUGUUCGAUUUUGUAGAGCGUUCUUUUUUACCGCGUAUUAAUUGCAACAUUGGGUAUAUAUGAAUGGUUUGUACAUGUUUUAGCAUGCGGUUCGUAAUCUCUUCAAUACUUUAAAGACUUUGCAGAGCACAAAUCUAUACGUACUUCAGGUUUUGAUAAAUUCUGUCAAAAUUUAUUUAUUGUCUGACCCGGAGUAUUUGCUUAAUCCUUUCCCCCCUGUCUAAAUCAUCACACAUAGGAAGAUAUUGUUGGAAAUCUGUAUUUAUGAAGUGAAUGAAACAUGUGUGAGAAAUCACAAAAAUAUGUAAGAUAUACGAUUUUAUAGGGUAUUUUUUAGACUUCGGAUUUUAUUGUACAUAUACUUCAACAUGUUACAUGUGGUAAGAAUUUGCACUUCAAUAGAAAGUCUGUUUUUCUCUGGAAUAAAUAUGACAAUCCAUUAUUUUACCCAUCACAGCUACAAAUAAAUAUGAGAACGUUUUUUCUUUUCAAUUUCUAGCUUCUCUUUUGGACAAAAGUGUUCUGGGGAUGUUUACUUUGACACUAAUCAUGUAAAACCACAUUGAGUGUGCUACCAUAGCAACCUGAAAUAAUAGUUACAACAAAGACUUAAAACGAUGAAUUUUUUAUCCAUAUUGACAAAUUUUAAAAAUUCAUGAAUUAUAUCAAGGAUUUUAGAAUAUUUCUCAGAAGGCAAUAAUUCAAAUCACAAUUUAUUUUUAUUUGGUAGAAGACAUCGUGAGGUUUUCUGUUAGCCAGGUUCCAUUAUUUUAGUGGCAAUGAAUGAAAGAUAAAUCAGCAGAGUUUCCUGUUCUUGAAAAUUACUUAGAGCUAUUAGUGAUCAGAUAAGGACUGUCAUUAUUUUUUUAAGAAGACAGUACGAACAUUGAUGGGACAUAAAAUUGUGAUGAAACAUUUUCUUUCACUGACUUAAUCCCUAAGUCCAAAGGUUAUGAUUAGUCUCUUGGUGAAACAGUUGAUAAAAUUUGAUAAAUGUUCAUGCGUGUUUGCAUGCAAUAAAAGCUUAUCAUAUUGUAUUAUCCUUCGGGUUUUUAAACUCUUAGCUAACCUUGAAAUGAAUAUCCCUGAUACUUUUAGCUUGAAUAAUUAUUAAAGAUACAUGUACAUGAAAUGAAGGGGAUGUAAAUUUAUGUAUUUUUAUAUGAUACCAAAAAGUUACAUAACAAUAUUGAUACUGAAUAUGUUGUUUUUAAAAUAAUUCGUUUUUAUAACCAAACUCAGUUUGUAAAUAUUACUCAGUGUCAUUCACCAUGAUGGUUUCUAAAAUGUUUAUAACUUUUGGACUUCGUUCAUGUACACCUUAUGGUACAUAAUGAUAUGCUCAUAGGGUUACAUAAUUAUGAACAUAGCUUUCAUUUUACUACUUAUUGGUCUUAAGAUAGUAAAAGGGAAUAUCCUCAA
Actinia tenebrosa (Australian red waratah sea anemone) is the source of this 2804-nucleotide messenger RNA. Its product is annotated as serine/threonine-protein kinase NIM1. Lineage: Eukaryota; Metazoa; Cnidaria; Anthozoa; Actiniaria; Actiniidae. The record is from RefSeq and is a predicted model, not a curated record. Gene Ontology annotation, biological process: intracellular signal transduction; protein phosphorylation; microtubule cytoskeleton organization. Gene Ontology annotation, cellular component: cytoplasm. Gene Ontology annotation, molecular function: ATP binding; tau-protein kinase activity.